AUGUUUACCCUACGAGACCUGCAACAAAUUGGCGACUUCAUCAUACAGCCAACCGACAACAUAUUUGAACAUCUUUUAGUGCGAAGACAUAAAGACAGAGAAACUCGGCUCACUUUAUAUGUUUUCUUCCAUGUCUCCGCCCUGAAGAAGCUCAGGUACUGGAACUUGACACGAAAUGGGAGUCAUUUCAACGACCCCAAGUUUUUGGACGAGACGAUUCAGACAUUGGCUUUGCUGCUUCCCCGCAACGACGCAAAGAGCUUGAAAUGGUUCAAAACCUACUGCGAGAAAUUCCAGCGUAGCUUACCAAGUCCUGAGUUGAACGGCAUCGACCCUAAAGCUGGACUGCUGUUGCCGGUUGGAUCAAAGCGUGCCGAAGACUACAACUACUGGCUCUCUCGAUUGAUGACUCUGGAAAAAGAAUAUGAAAACUACUCUCCACGGACUCUUCGGCAAUUCAUGCGCGCCCGUCGUCGUUACCGUGAUUGGACUAUUUAUUGGGUCACAGUUACCGCUCUCUUGCUCGCACUCAUAUCCACCGCGGCUGGUAUAGUGUCUGCAUUUGUGGGCGGCUUCGCUCUGAAGAAGGACAAAAACGGAAACAAGCCAAUCACUGCGGCUUGCUGUUGUCGCAACAUCGACCAUAUUACAAGCACAGUGGCCGUAGCAAGUGAAGUUCCAGCUUCUGCGUCUGGGAUGACUCUUGAGCCAGCCCACAUCAUAGACCCAUCGCACACAAUGGUCGUCACAGUCAGCAUCACUACCACAAUCACCGUAGCUGGUGCAUGA
This is a messenger RNA of Colletotrichum lupini, 789 nucleotides long. RefSeq lists its product as uncharacterized. Bases 1 to 789 code for a protein of 262 amino acids. The transcript is spliced from 2 exons. The record is from RefSeq and is a predicted model, not a curated record. Lineage: Eukaryota; Fungi; Ascomycota; Sordariomycetes; Glomerellales; Glomerellaceae.